Spirodela intermedia is the source of this 2433-nucleotide messenger RNA. The record is from the annotation of a GenBank genome assembly. Lineage: Eukaryota; Viridiplantae; Streptophyta; Magnoliopsida; Alismatales; Araceae.
AUGGCGGGGACAACACAUCGAUAUCACGCCUGCGGCCUCCUACAGAGCUCGCCGUCAAACAAAUGGCGGACGCAAUGGCCGCAAUGGCCGCAAUGGCCGCAAAGCCCUCAGGUCUCCCAGUUGAAGCUCCAGAGUCGAGGAAUCGUCACGGGGAGAGCAGACCGAGCCAUACCGGGGCCCGCCAUUGUCUCGAGAGUCGUCUCCGAGCCGUCGGAGUUCUCCGCCAUCUGUUCUGCCGCAGAGUCGGGUUCCAUGGAGGAAGCUCUCCGUCUGUUUGAAAGCGUCAGGAACCCUGGCUCCUUCUUGUGGAACGCCAUGAUCCGAGGAUACGCCGGGUGUGGGCGGUACGAAGACGCGAUCGGAUUCUACUGGAAGAUGCAGGUCCUGGGGGUCCGCGCGGACAGAUUCACGUACACGUUUGUGAUCAAAUCGUGCUCCGCCUCGCUGCUGACCGAGGAGGGAUUGAAGUGCCACGGAGCGUUGGUCAAGGUUGGAUUGCAUUCGGAUGUCUUCAUCUCCAAUUCUCUCAUAGUGAUGUACUCGGAAUUCGGGGAGAUAGAUUCUGCCGAAAGGGUGUUCAAUGAAAUGCCCCUUAGGGAUCUGGUUUCCUGGAACUCCAUGGUUAGAACCUACGUUUCCAGUGGCAAAAGAGGGAAAGCCCUAUCGUGCUUGCGGAGCAUGCGCAAUACUUCUUCUCUGGAACCCGACCGUAUUGGGAUUAUUACUGCGCUUAAAGCCUGUUCAACGGAGACCUACCCGAAACAAGGUAAGGAAAUCCACUGCUAUGCACUUCGACAUGGUUAUGGAUCAGACAGCAGGGUCUGCACUUCAUUGAUCGAUAUGUACUGUAAGUCUGGGAACAUGAUCUCUGCAGAGAGGUUGUUUCAGUGUAGGUUUUCAAGAAGUGUGGUAACCUGGAACGCUCUGAUCUAUGGCUAUACAUCCAAUAAUCACCCUAGCGAGUCACUUGGAUGCAUCAUCCGUAUGCAGUAUGACGAUGUCAAACCGGAUGCAGUCACAAUGGUGAGUCUGCUACCUUCUUGCUCUCAGUUGAGUAAUUUAUCGCAGGGUAAAAGUAUUCAUGGAGCUGCUCUUAGAAGAGGCUUUCUACCUCAUUUAGUUCUCGAGACCUCCUUGGUGGACAUGUAUGCAAAGUGUGGAGAUCUGACGUCUGCAGAGAGGGUGUUCAGCCAGAUGACUGAGAGGAACUUGGUUUCAUGGAACACCAUGAUCAAUGCCCAUAUACACAAUGAUCAGAACCUGGAAGCCGUGGAACUUUUCCUGGAUCUUCAAGAAAAGUCACUACAACCAGAUAUCUACACAAUCUCAAGCAUCGUCUCUGCAUUCUCUUCGCUCGGAUUGCUACAGCAAGCGAUGCAAAUCCAUGCCUAUGCUGUAAAAUCUGGGUACAGUUCGAACACUUUCAUCUUGAAUUCCAUCAUCUAUUUGUAUGCCAAAUGCGGUGAUCUUCGAACCUCGAGAAGGAUCUUCGAAGGCAUGCUGUGCAGAGAUACUGUUUCAUGGAAUGCGAUGAUCAUGGCGUGUGCAAUCCACGGGGAGGGGAGUUCUGCAACAGAACUAUUUUCCAGAAUGCAGAGAGAUGGGCCGCAGCCUAAUGGAAGUACCUUUGUUUCCAUAUUAUCAGCUUGUAGCAUCUCUGGGUUGGCUGACGAAGGCUGGAUGUACUUCAAUCUGAUGCAACAAAAGUACGGUCUUUCUCCUCAGAUCGAGCAUUAUGGAUGCAUGGUUGACCUCAUCGGAAGAACUGGAGAUCUGGAUUUCGCCCUGAGCUUCGUAGAGAGGAUUCCGUUGGUCCCCACGGCCAGGAUAUGGGGAUCUUUGCUGGCAGCAUCCAGAAAGAGCAAGAGAAUCGAUGUUGCAGAAGCCGCUGCUGAGAAGAUCUUCCCCUUGAAACACGACAAUACAGGCUGCUACAUAAUCCUUCACAAUCUGUACACUGAUCUCGGUAGAUGGGAUGAUGCAGAGAAGGUGAGAUCUUCGAUGCAGAAUCAUGGGCUACUGAGGACAACAGCCAGGAGCGUGGUCGAGCUCGAUAACAAAGCUUACUGCUUCAUUAAUGGCGACAAAUCUCAUGCUGAGGCAAGCUUGACCCAUGAAGUGUCGGAUCUCCUCUCCAAGAAGAUUGGAGAAGCUGGGGAGGUCCCUUCCGCUGCGUUCAACGUGCAGGAAGCACUGGCGCAGAAGAAGAACUCGCCCUGUCAGCACAGCGUGAGACUGGCAGUCUGCUUCGGCCUCAUAUCCUCGUCACCUGGAACCCCCGUACUGGUGAAGAAGAACGUGAGGAUAUGUGACGACUGCCACCUGGCUAUAAAGCAGAUCUCCGAAGUCUGCCGGCGGCACAUAACCGUGGGGGAUUCGAGGAUCUAUCAUCACUUCAAGGAGGGAUCCUGUUCUUGCGGCGAUUACUGGUAA